Cuscuta campestris is the source of this 1140-nucleotide messenger RNA. Lineage: Eukaryota; Viridiplantae; Streptophyta; Magnoliopsida; Solanales; Convolvulaceae. The record is from the annotation of a GenBank genome assembly.
CGGUAGCUGACCGAACCAGGAAGUUUCCGAAAGUGAUGGGAUCCACUCAAAGCCCAUAUUCUACUCUGUUGAGGCAUUUUUAUUCCCCUUUUUGUCCUCGCCCCGGCCGGCAACCUGCUGCCUUCCCACGCCACUUGUGAAAACCCCUCUCAUUCCAAUGUCACAUAUUGCCCUUUGAAACUCUCCUAUUUUCUUUUCUGAAUAAUCUCUCAGAUUUGGAUUUCAAUUUCUUCGCACAGAUGGCAAUGGAGAAAUCAUCAAGGUAUCCGAAGGUAAGGGUGAAGGUUGAGGAGGAAGAAGAUGGGAAUGGUUAUGGGUUGGGUUUUUUGUCAAAGUCCUAUGAUGCCCUUUCCAAAGACGAUUAUCCAACCUCCAUCGCAAGGAUUCCCACGGCGCACAUCUCGGGUUCUUCCAAACCCGUAACCUCUACGUCCACAGGAAAUUCAAAGAGCCAGAAAACUUCAAGUGAAAUGGAAGCAAAAACCAGAGCUGGUUUAGUGUCAAGGCCACGAGCGGUUUUAUCCAGUCCCGAUAAUGAUAAAAUGGCGGGAACGGCGUUUGACAAGCCCAAGGUUGAUACUACUAAACUGGGCCGGGGUAGUCCAAGUGAAGGGGCCCAAACCCAAUUCAAAGAGAUUCGUAAAACAAUCAAUGCUAAAAACUCUUUAAAGGCCCGAGAUGUUGGUGGGCCAGGCCGGGGUAGUCCAAGUAAAGGGGCCCAAAGUCAAUGCAAAGAGAUUCCCAAACCAAUCAAUGCCCAAAACUCUUUAAAGGCCCGAGAUGUUGGUGGGCCGGCCAUUCAGGUCAAACGAAAGAUGGCGAGUACAGUCAAACAGUCCAAGUGAAGGACAAAAGUGUCAUUUCCACACAAGAAAACCACCAAAUUGUGUGGCUGUAUAUGUACAAAAAUUAUUGACCCAGAGUAUUUAAUUACUCGAUAUCAUGUCUAGGUUUAGAGAGAUUAGAGUGUAAUUUAACUAAUCUUGAGUCUAGUUGUUAAAAUUCCGGCGGGCCAAGAACAACGGAUAGAGUGUCGGGUAAAAUUAACCACUUGCAUAUAAAGUCGGGAUCCACAAUUCUAACCCAAAAGCUUAAGCUGAUAGGUAGGGCUUCACCCUUCAAUAUAUGCAAGUGAUACUA